This is a messenger RNA of Caenorhabditis briggsae, 465 nucleotides long. Bases 1 to 465 code for a protein of 154 amino acids. NCBI's taxonomy places the organism in Eukaryota, Metazoa, Nematoda, Chromadorea, Rhabditida, Rhabditidae. The transcript is spliced from 5 exons. The record is from RefSeq and is a predicted model, not a curated record.
AUGUUCUUCUACUUGGUUCUCCUCUGUCUUCGUCAUGUCGUCUUCAUCCAAAAAGAAAGUUGCCCCGAGAGGUAUUCUAACUCAAGAGCUACUGAUAGUCUCGAGGCGAUUUUUGAGGAGUUUCAAUUCCUUAACGAUGCUCGCAUGGAUUUCAUCAGAAACAAUAUUGGCCAUUGCUUCAAACGAGCUCAGGAAAUUGUCCUAAACGAGAGACCCGGUGCCGAUAGGGUUCUCCCAAGUGAAAUGGCACUGCUCCACAUGACCUACGAAAGAGUCCCUGACGUGAACAAGAUGAAUUUCACUGUCUGGGCGACUGUCCAUGAGAUAACCGAAGCAGAUGUCAGACUAUACUUCCGCGAAAGAGAUGAGAGAGAGGCUGCAUUGAUUGCAGCUCAAGACCGAGCUCCAGCAGCUUCAUCUGCAUCCGCAUCCGGCUCAGGAGACGAAAGUUGCCAACGCGAUUGA